CAUGGCGAUAGACGCAGGGGGGAGGAACUGUGGUGCUCAUGAGCUGAUCUGUGCCAGACGAGUCUCUCCUGAGCUUCUGGGUGUCCUCUCUUCCAUUGCAGCAUUCAUGGCGCUGAUGGCUCUCUGUUUUCUUUACCUCAGCAACAAACUGUCUGCGGAGAGUCCCGACAAUCUGUCACAUCUCAGUGGCUGUAAGAACGACCAUAAAGAUGGAGUCGUAUCAGAGAGCGAAGAAGAAAAAAGCCCCGAGGGUAUGAAACAGGAGAACACAAAGUCGGCGUGGAGCAGCAAGAGCCAAGAGUCCAACGGGCAGGGGGGGUACAGCAGUGAGGCCUCCAGCGACCACGCGGUCAACACCAUCCAGCGGAUGAAGAGAGAGUCCUCCGUCAGCGAGCUCCAGCCUCCUCCCUACCAGGACAAGAGCUCAGGGGGAUGCAGGACCUCUCGUUCCCGCUCAGAGCGAGGGGCCAGGAGGACGUCGUUCCCACGGCGCUGCGACAGCCCCCGCUGCUCCAGCGAGGCCAGCGUGGAGCAGGACACUGAGAGCUACCUCAACAAAGGCUGCGAGGAGGAUAUUCCCAGCGACAGCACUGCCGUUCUGGGCCCAGAGGAUCUUCUGUUCCCUUCGGCCUACGAGCCUGAGCCCCUCGCCAAGUACGGCACGCUGGACGUCGCCUUCGAGUACGACUCAGGCGAGCAGUGGCUGGCCGUCACGGUGACGGCCGCCACGGACAUCCCCACUCUCAAACAGACGGGCAACAUCUCCUGGCAGGUCCACCUGGUCCUUCUGCCCACCAAGAAGCAAAGGGCCAAGACGGGCGUGCAGAAGGGCCCGUGUCCCGUCUUCACGGAGACGUUUAAGUUUUCCCGGGUGGAGCAGGAGGCCCUGGGGCAGUGCGCGGUCCGGUUCCGCCUGUACAGCAUCAAGCGGAUGAAAAAAGAGAAGGUCCUGGGAGAGAAGGUGUUCUACCUGACCAAGCUGAACCUGCAGGGGAAAAUCGCCCUCCCCGUCACCCUGGAGCCCGGCUCCGAGCUCCCAGGCUGCGGCUCUCUGGUGAGCGUCUCUCGCAGCGCGGCAGCUCUGUCCUACCGCUCCACCGAAGACUCGUCCUUGCCAGAGAUCCUCCUGGGUCUCAUCUAUAACUCUUCCACGGGACAGCUAUCGGCUGAGGUCAUCCAGGGAAGCCACUUCAAAACCACGGCGUCUGAUAAACCCGUCAACGGUCUGUUUUGUUGUGUGAAACACUUCGUUGGGGGACAGUUGUAUAUAAUGAGAGACACCUACGUGAAGCUGACCAUGCUGGACUCCAAGGGGAAGGAGAUGUCCAAGUGCAAGACGGCCGUGUGCCGCGGCCAGCCCAACCCCACCUACAAGGAGACGUUCGUGUUCCAGGUGGCGCUCUUCCAGCUGUCCGAGGUGUCGCUGGUGGUGUCCGUGUUCUGCCGCCGGAGCAGCAUGAGGCCCAGGGAGCGGCUGGGCUGGGUCUCCCUGGGUCUCAACAGCACCAGCGAGGAGCAGCAGGUCCACUGGGCGGAGAUGAGGGAGGCGGAGGGACAGGUCUGCCACUGGCACACUCUCACCGACACAUAGGAGGAGAUUCAUGAAGACCGAGCAGCAAAAGCUUCCUGUGGACUUCCAGCUCGGGGAGAGCAGGAAGCCCCUUGCAAGAUGUUUAUUCUUGUGUGUGUGUUGCGUUCAGGCAUGAGGAUGGGCAUCGCUUCCCAGCCUUCACCACCAGAAUGCAUCAAUGCCCUUUAAUCGGCCACGUCUCGGCACACGGACUUCACAGGUGGGGGUGUCCAACUCCCGCUCCAGGCCUUUUACUGCCGCGCUGGAAAUGACUGACGGCAUCAUUACGAGCGAGUUCAGAGGGAAACAGUUCACAGCGAACUCUGCAUGUGCACUAACCGUUUACAGGACAAUGUAAAGACACUCUCAAACAAUUCCUUUCUUUCAAUCUCGGACCAAAGAGCUCGGUCCAGGACUGGCGGACCUUCCUUUCUCUUCCUUCUGGGCUUCAGCUGCCACCAGCAUACCAGACAUUUCUGUACCAGUCGUAGCCACUGACAAAAGAGAAUGCAAUGAGAGGACUGUUAAAAAAAAAAAAAGAAAAAAAAAAAGGCCUACAACAUGCUGCAGCUAUGCUUACAAGCUCCGCUUUUGUACAGUACGUUUACAUGCACAACAUUAUGCAAGAUCUAUUCAUUGGUCUCCUCUUUCAUGUCCUCGGUUGUGUUUUACCAGUAGUGUCGGUAUCACACACAGAUCUGUCUUUAUAUCGUGGUCUUGCAUAACUUGAGUAUACUAUGCAUCGGAUGCCACUUCAAACAAGAAGAAUGCACUUCUUUCUUCCUGUGUGACUUUCUUACAAAAAUGAACAGAAGACAGAAGACUGCAUGCCUGUAGGUAUCAAAGUACAGUUCUCCUCCCUGCGUGGGACAGAUUGAGCCUGUUUCACCGUUCAGCCUUCUGACAACUCAGCCAUGUUCAUUCAUGUAGAAACAUGGUGCUUCCCGCUGAGGAGGAAUAUGCAAGACUUCACAGUCCAAUAAACUUGGCUGUCUUUGAGGCAGCGCCGAUGACAGCCUCAGCUGUUUGCUGCAAACUGAGUUGUAGAGGGAGAGAAAAUAAAUACAGUACAGAGAUGUCAUAUUUUUUUUUCUCAUUUUAAGGGGAAUGUUGAAUGUAUUGUUGCAUAAAACAAAACCAAAAUAUAGCAAAUAAAGUUUUGGUUAUACUGGACCUGCAUCAUCUCUAGAUUUGCAAAAACAGAUAUGAGUCACGACGAGCCACAACCCCCCCGAGGUUAGAGAUAAGUCAACCACAGACACACCCGAGCUUCAGGGAUACAAAUGCAACCCUCUCCCAGCCAGCCCCAUCCAGAGAGGUGUAGGAUGCCCUUUUCUCUGUCUCCAACUGAUGUCAGGUUUGAGGCCUCCAUCUGGGUGAAGGUUACUGCCGCCACACCUCUUCCCGUCUGUGUCUUGCAUUGGGACAGACUCCCUUAAAAUACAAUCUAAUUCUUUGAAAGACAUUGCGAGACUUAAUGAGAACCAGAUGUCUGACGCUCCCACUAAGUACUGUUGCACGGUAUGUUGAGAGGGAGCAGCUUCUUCUGAGCUUGCAUCACACGGUCAGAUUCUGUUUGACACCCAUUGAUGGGAAAUCGGGGGCAUUUCGGGGGGGCUGUUCACUUUUCUUCCAGUUAAGAUUCGACUUUUGUUUCCAGUUGGAGGCAGUAGCCAGUGAAUUUAGUGAAACAGCCAACUUGCACUACAACUUUUAUGUAUUAUUUAUGCAACAAGUUGUGCCCUGGGACUAUUUCUUUUGCGUUAAAAUAUGUUCCGGUUGCUUGGCAACUGGUUCCAUCCAGGAAAUGACAGCCGUCCCUUGUGAAGUGGGAAAUAUAAUUUUCUCCACUGAUUGAAAGAGCUGCAACCUGUUAUUUUUUGUAAUAUUGAGAUGUAAACAGAAUGUGUGUGGUCCUUGAAGGAUGUGAAUCUUCAACAUUUCCCCCAGUAAUGUCCCAAUCUAUUCAAAUUUCAACAGACACAAGACUCUUGAUUUUGUUUUUCUUUUCUUGGAAACAAUGUUGAGUUUUUAUUUCCAAUAAUUUAGCUUUCAACGGGACGUUUAACGUUGUCGUCUGGUACAGAACAAGCAGUGCUGCCGGUGGCCCAUGGUCGCCCAGCAUUCCACCACUGCUCUUUACAUUCUACAGGGUGACUGCAGCCUUCAAAUCUUCUCUGCACUGAGCCACAGAUCACUGAAGAUGUACGGUAGGACCACCAGCUGACCCCGAACCCGGCCCCGAGGACUUGUUCGGAGAGAAACGGGCAGUACCGAAGGCCCGGGAGUUCCAAUAAAAGUUCUGCGAUGUGAUGAGGAGGUUAGACGUCUGGCUGGUUUUUCAAAUUUGCGACUGCAAGAUAAAGAUGAAAUGAGGAUUUGUUCUGGUCAAUUCACAACAAACUAAUUAAGAAUAUGGCUCCUGGUUUUAUCCCUCUGGGGUAAACAGGCCUGAUCAGGCAUCUUUAUUUCACUGGGAGGGAAUGCAGAGUAGACGGAGCCAGCGGAGACGGUGGAGAUUCCUCCUCCCCCACCCCACAUUCAGAGGCACCAAAAUACUUUUCAUUGGCAAUGAAGAUAACAAGAUGGCUCCUUUAGGUUCAAGUCUGUUUGAUUUGGAAUAAUAAACUACAAUGUCUUAUCUUUUUAUUGCAUGUCUCACCCAUUUAAAAAAAAAAAAAUCUUCAAUAAUAUAUUCAAUAAAUAUACAG
Molecule: messenger RNA, 4281 nt
Organism: Cololabis saira (Pacific saury)
Lineage: Eukaryota; Metazoa; Chordata; Actinopteri; Beloniformes; Belonidae
Gene: syt14b
Product: synaptotagmin XIVb
Exons: 9
Coding region: 2-1591 (529 amino acids)
Source: RefSeq, a predicted model, not a curated record